GGACGCUUCAUCACUAUCUCCUUUUGACAUCCAACGCUUCAAGGCCGUGUGCUUCUCAAUAGCCAUCAUUAUAUGUGCUCCAUUUAAGCUCGGCCAUGUGUUGAUGCACGAAUGCUGCCAACCAGCUCACAGAGCCAAAUUGUCCUGACACGACCCAUCAGGGUCAGCCUCGCUCGAUCUCCAAAACUAGGCGGCUGCACCAAUAUUCUGAACGACAACUCCAAGAAGUGAAGACACAAUCGAGCAUUCCUUGAACACAAACUAAAAGCCAUUACUUGAUCUAGGCUGGGAUCUCCAGAUUGCGCUGUUCUUGGGUGGCUGACCACCUAGCUACAGUCCAGCAAAGCGCGCUUCACAUGUGGCCAUCACGACCAGAGCGAGUAUUUUCUUACAAAGGCCUGUCAAAUCGUCCGUAUCUAUAAACAAAUAAGCAACUCGCUGCCUGGCAGCGACAUAGCAUCAUGGCGUCCAGCUACUGGGAGUCAACGCAACGGAAGUUCUGGACGUUCACAAAGCAGCAGCUGGCACUGGAGCGAAAGAAGAUGGAAGAGUCGGAGCGAAACUUGGUGAAUCUCUACCCCCUUCCAGACCGCAGGCAUCUCAGCAUCUACUUCUAUCACCAACUCUCCAAGAUGGCAAGACCAUUGGGUAUUCGGCAGCAAGCUCUGGCCACGGCUCAGGUCUACGUGCGACGCUUCUAUGCAAAGGUCGAGAUUCGAAGGACGAAUCCGGCCCUUGUACUGGCCACUGCGCUCUAUCUGUCAUGCAAAAUGGAAGAGUGUCCGCAGCACAUUAGGAUGGUGCUAGCAGAGGCUCGCCAUUGCUGGGACACGUCUUUCAACGACAUCUCAAAGAUCGGAGAGUGCGAAUUUACACUCAUAUCCGAGAUGAAUUCGCAGCUCAUCAUCCACCACCCAUAUCGGAGCCUCGCAGAGUUGCAGACGCAGUUUCAACUGACCCAGGAAGAGAACGCGCUCGCAUGGUCCAUCAUCAACGACCACUACCUCACCGAUCUGCCACUUCUCCAUGCUCCACACGUAAUUGCCAUUACGGCGAUAUUUCUUGCCGUCGUUCUUAAGCCGACGCAAGGCGGCCUCCAAGCGCACGCAGCAGGCAUGGCCAACGCACUCCAAACGUUGGGCAAUGCUCGAAACGCAGGGGGGACGCAGAACCGAGUGCAGAAGCUGGUGGACUGGCUUGCAGAGAGCAGUGUCGACAUCGAUGCAGUGGUAGAGUGCACGCAGGAGCUGAUAUCGCUUUACGAGGUCUGGGAGUCUUAUACGGAUAAGACAUGCAAGGAUCAGAUUGCGAAAUUCGUCAAAGCAAGAGGACUCGACAAGUGACAGGACUGUGUGGAUGAAGUAUUUCUUGUGGUUCGGGCUGUUCUUGGGGCGUUGGGACGACAUUGGCUAUGAUACCAUCGGGAUGAAUAUUACAGAUUGUACUCGAUGCUUGCUAGUCCAGAUAGGACUGUUGACAAAACGCUCACAGAGUGUCGAACAUGGCUAAAUCAUUCCUCGCUAUAGCGCUGACACGCGCCACAGGCCACAGAGAGAGGCCUCCCAGCA
Messenger RNA from Cucurbitaria berberidis CBS 394.84, 1568 nucleotides. Its product is annotated as C/H/G cyclin. The transcript has 3 exons. Bases 462 to 1343 code for a protein of 293 amino acids. Gene Ontology annotation, cellular component: nucleus; mediator complex. The record is from RefSeq and is a predicted model, not a curated record. Lineage: Eukaryota; Fungi; Ascomycota; Dothideomycetes; Pleosporales; Cucurbitariaceae. Gene Ontology annotation, molecular function: cyclin-dependent protein serine/threonine kinase regulator activity. Gene Ontology annotation, biological process: positive regulation of transcription by RNA polymerase II.